AUGAGUCCUAGGCAGAUUCUCACUACUCUCAGCCCAUGGCCCAGCUCUAAGAGCGAGGUUUGUUCGUCAGCAGAGUCAAGCCCGCUGGACGACAAGCACUUCGCUUCUGUGCCGAGUUGGCCGAUUAUUGUUCCUUCCCGUCGAGCCAGUACUGGGAGUUCUCUCAUUCAAGACAAAUUUAGGGAAAGACGAAGUGCAAAGCGCCCACCAAGAAGGUCCUCAUUUCCCGCAAGCUUCGAUAAAUUAAUAUCAUACAUAGCACCUUCCUGGGCGCAUCAGGCUGUCACUAUGUCAGCUACGAAAGUGCUAAGGAGAGAAUUGAUGAAAAUCCGGACAAACGUUCAGAUUGACGGCACCCCAAAACCAUGGAUCUCUCGACUUGAUAUUCGCAGCCUCAUUAUCGAAGACACUGUGGAAAAGGUACUUUGUGAAACGAAAGGGGUCGACUGCUCUCCGACCCAUAUCAAAGAAUUGAAAAACUUUACACUCCAGAAAGCAAUUAAAUUGUUCUCCCUUCUCGUCCUUCUAAGUCGGGUACAAAUGCUAGAGUUGUUCUACCAGAAGGGUUUUGGUGAUGAUAUGUUCCCGAUUAGCAAAUUGAAUUCGGACACCAUCGAUGAUUCCCUCACGGAUUGGACGAUCGAAUCUACUCAAGGAGUCAAGAAAAGGAUAGUCUAUGAGGGGAGCGAAAUAUCCGAGGUAGAUAUUGACACCUUGUGUAUGUGGCAGUGGCAAGUUUAUGUGCCUCUUUUCAAGCAAACCGACGCCCCUAACGAAUUUGACCCGCGUUGUCACAUGCCGUAUUUGAAGGAGGAGGAAGGAGAAAAGAAGAAUAUAACAAAUUUCAGCAUCGUUCGACAUUUCGUCAUGCAUCGGUCUCACUUGUCUUCUUUUGCCAAUACCGAUCAAAUUGGAGAAGCGGCAGACGACGAUGGUAAUCCACACGUGGCUGUGAAGGAGUUGACGGCAGCUCAAUACCUUAAUCCUAAGGACUUCCUCGAUCUCGCCAAAAAUGAAUCGGCUAUUUUGACCAGAUUUGGGACUCAAAGUCAUCCUCACCUAGUUCGUGUUAUUGCCUAUUAUAUACAAGGCCAACGACAUUUUUUCGUCUUUCCGUGGGCGAAAGAGGGUAACUUGCGUGACUUCUGGCGCAAGACACAAAACAUGUCGUUCAACCUCAAACCCAAUGAGUGGAAGAGCUUCUUACGAUGGUUUUUUGAACAAUUGGUAGGUCUAUCGGAUGCUAUUAAAACGCUUCAUCAUCCAAAGAAAAACCCGGACGAAAGCUGUCGCCAUGGCGAUUUAAAGCCAGAGAACAUUCUGUGCUUUUCCAAGGCAACUAAAGAGCUGGACACUCUCCCAAGUCAAGUCAGCCUUGUCAUCGCCGAUGCAGGUCUCGCCAGGGUUCAUGAAAAAGCCACCGAGUUCCGCUUGGAAAAGACAAAAACAUCGGGCGGAACCACCAUGUAUUCGCCACCGGAGAGUGAGACGAAUGUCGAACAGGCGAGAACGAGACGGUACGACAUAUGGUCACUUGGGUGCUUGUAUCUUGAAUAUGUAAUCUGGAUAUUGUAUGGUAACGAGGAUUUAGAAAAAUUCCGCAAUGCUAUUGGACGCGACAAGCCAUAUUACGAAAAUGGACCAGUAGUUCAGGUCAAGGAUGUGGUCCGCGCGGCUUUCAAGACUAUCAAGAAUGACCCGAGAUGUUUGCCAGCGAAUGAAACUGCACUGGGACGUCUGGUUGAUCUAAUUGAAAAUAGGUUUCUGGUUGUCAAAGUUCUGGUAAACCGCAGUGAUUCAUUUUCCCAAAGUACCGGACCUACCAUCGUUAACGAGCCCUCGGAUAUUGCCAAUUCGCCCACUGUAUUCGUAACAAGACCAACAUUUCGGCCGGCUUCUGACGACGGUUCUGAACCUCAGCGUGCGGAUGCGAAUGAGAUGUACGAUGAAAUCAAGAAAAUCCUUGACGCUGCGCAAAAUGAUACGCUCAACUGGAUGAAUUGGGACGGCCUGGAAACUCCAGCAGGCUUGGAAUUGCCGGAAGCACCUCGUACAAAGGCUAAUCCAACAGGGUCAAAACUUCACAUUGACCCCACCAAAGGAGUGCGUCACAAUCUCCCGUUACGGGUGGUACCAAGUGCCCGCUAA
Molecule: messenger RNA, 2148 nt
Organism: Glarea lozoyensis ATCC 20868
Lineage: Eukaryota; Fungi; Ascomycota; Leotiomycetes; Helotiales; Helotiaceae
Product: Protein kinase-like (PK-like)
Exons: 2
Coding region: 1-2148 (715 amino acids)
Biological process (GO): peptidyl-serine phosphorylation; peptidyl-threonine phosphorylation
Molecular function (GO): protein serine/threonine kinase activity; ATP binding
Source: RefSeq, a predicted model, not a curated record